AGAGAGGGAGCCACAGCACAGCACAGUGAGAGAGUGUGUGUGUAUGAGCACGCCUGCCUGCCUGCCUGCCUUCCUGCUAGCCUGCCUGACUGUGUGAGUGUGUGUGUGUGUGUGAGAGGGAGAGUCAGUAAGCGUGUGGAUACUACUCCACCAGACUGCAUGUCUCUGGCGACACUAGGGGAGCAGCACACACAUUACAGAGAGUAGGGCUGAACCAGAGUUCUGACAGAACUGCAGGCCAGGAGGACACCAGGACAGUGAGUGGCGGAGUGAGCAGACAAGACAGACAGACAGACUACACAAGGCCUAGCUCAGAAGCCCUAUCAUGGCGUCCAACAACACAGCAAGCAUCGCCCAGGCCAGGAAACUGGUAGAGCAGCUGAAGAUGGAGGCCAACAUCGACAGGAUAAAGGUGUCCAAAGCAGCAGCAGACUUAAUGUCAUACUGCGAAGCCCAUGCCAAAGAGGACCCGCUCCUGUCGCCGGUGCCCGCAUCCGAAAACCCUUUUAGGGAGAAGAAGUUCUUCUGUGCCAUCCUGUAAACAGGAUGUGGUUUAUUUGGUCUGCUCAUCUUGGGACAUGAACAAGGACGUUCAAUAUGUAGACAUCUUCUAACAGGAGGGCUUGGUGAAGUACUAGUGCCCCUUUCUCUACAAUGGCACCUAAAGAGUGCAAUUAAAAACCACAGAGUAACACGUUACCAUUUACAGAGGUUAAGGGGUGUGCAGCAUGUUUGAUGGAUCCAUCUGUGUAGUCAGAUUACAACAGAAGAUAAGUGUGGUUAUCCACCCAAAAACAUGAUGGACAACCAAUCAACCAAGUCUUCAGGUUGUGUUGUGUUUUUAAAAAUGAAGGAAAAAACAACAACAAAAUAUUGUGUGGUUCUUUUGGAACUUGAAAUCCAAGUGUUAUGUUCAAUGGUUUGUGGUGGGCUGGGUAGGGUAGGUGUGCUGGCUAACUGAGCUGCUUACCACGAGAUAUUACCACCUGUGUAUCUGAAUGUUUUUAUUUUUGUUGUUUAUUUCAUGUUGAUUUUGAUUCUGAGGUUCAUUGGUUUGGCUAUAUCACGUAGAUAUAUUUGUAUUAUUGUACAGUACCAGUCAAAGGUUUGGACACACCUACUCAUUCAAGGGUUUGUAUUUAUUUUUAAUAUUUUCUACAUUGUAGAAUAAUAGUGAAGACAU
Oncorhynchus tshawytscha (Chinook salmon) is the source of this 1183-nucleotide messenger RNA. RefSeq names its product guanine nucleotide-binding protein G(I)/G(S)/G(O) subunit gamma-2. The transcript is spliced from 4 exons. The record is from RefSeq and is a predicted model, not a curated record. Gene Ontology annotation, biological process: G protein-coupled receptor signaling pathway. The coding region runs from base 326 to 541 and encodes 71 amino acids. Gene Ontology annotation, molecular function: G-protein beta-subunit binding. Lineage: Eukaryota; Metazoa; Chordata; Actinopteri; Salmoniformes; Salmonidae. Gene Ontology annotation, cellular component: heterotrimeric G-protein complex.